AUGGACGCUAUCAGCGCCUGUGCCUACGGCAUAAACCCCGGGUCCAUAAAUAACCUCGAUCAUCCCAUUGUGACCCACGCUAAACGAAUGUUAAGCGAGGUUGGUGGUUUCCGUAUCCUAUUGUUGUUGUUAGCACCCUGGUUAGCCAAACUUCUAAAGGUAGAGCUCUUUGAUACAAAUUCUGUUGACUAUUUCGAUGAACUGACCAAGCAAAUAUUGAAAGAGAGAAAGGCUAUGCGUAAGCACCUUGGUGUUCAAUGUAAGUGCGUAAGCGUGUUUAUUUCACAUCACAUUCAUUAUCACAUAUUUAUAGCCAAACGUCGCACAGAUUUCAUACAAUUGAUGAUAGAUUCGGAAAAGUCGGACAACGACUUGGGCUAUAAUAACAACAUUGAUGGGGAACCGGACCCCGAGUCGACUGACACCGCGACCAAAAGGCCUACGAAUGGUAAGAUGACGGCGGAUGAGAUGGCCGCUCAGGGCAUCGCGUUUUUCUUCGCUGGAUUCGACACCACCGCUGCCGCCCUAACUCACGCCAUAUUCUACCUGUCCGUUCACCCGGAGUGUCAACAGAUAUUGUAUGACGAGUUGAAAACGUGCGAAGAUUUUACAUACGAAACGUUGGUUCACUUGAAGUACUUGAAUGCAGUGAUCAAUGAGACCCUACGUCUGACCCCAUCCAUAACCCGCAUGCAAAGGGAAUGCCUACAGGACUACAAUCUUGGGAAUACAGGUAUAACUAUACCAAAGGGCGCAUCCGUCGAAAUAUAUCCCUACGCUAUACACCAGGAUCCGGACUACUGGCCCAACCCUAACGACUUCCUACCCGACCGGUGGUUUAAGCCCUCACACCAUCCCUGCGCGUAUUUACCGUUUGGCGGCGGACCGCGAAUAUGCGUCGGACAACGGUUUGCUAUAAGUGUUAUGCGAGUAUGUCUGGCCAAGCUCAUAUAUAAAUUCGAGUUUACCCUGGCGCAAACACACAAACUCGAGUAUUACUUGUGCAACCCAGUAAUGAGCCCUAAAAAAUUGCAA
This is a messenger RNA of Oppiella nova, 1035 nucleotides long. The record is from the annotation of a GenBank genome assembly. NCBI's taxonomy places the organism in Eukaryota, Metazoa, Arthropoda, Arachnida, Sarcoptiformes, Oppiidae.